Molecule: messenger RNA, 471 nt
Organism: Hibiscus syriacus
Lineage: Eukaryota; Viridiplantae; Streptophyta; Magnoliopsida; Malvales; Malvaceae
Product: RNA-binding protein 34-like
Exons: 5
Coding region: 1-444 (147 amino acids)
Molecular function (GO): nucleic acid binding
Source: RefSeq, a predicted model, not a curated record
AUGGGUCCUUUAGAUGGUAGUGUUGAAAGUUCAGAAGAGUACGAGGAAAGGAAAUAUGGAAUGGCAGUGGUGGCAGUGGAAGUGUAUGAAGCACGGGAUGACAAAGCGGAAGCGUUAGGUGCAGAGGAGGAGGUGAUUGUGGGGAAGAAGAGGAAGAACCCAGAGGACGUUGGGGUGGUUGCUUUGGUUCCAAAAGAAUGGUAUGAUGAUGAGAAUAAACUUUUGAGGACUGUUUUUGUAGGAAAUUUGCUUAUUAAAGUCAAGAAGAAAAGGUUGAUAAAGGAGUUCAGCAAGUUUAGAGAGAUUGAGUCUGUUAGAAUUCGAUUUGCUCCUCUAAGCGAUACUUGGAAGCUGCGAAAAGAAGCUAUAAAGUUAAAGCAAAUUAAUGAGAAAGCUGAUAGUGUUCGUGCAUACACUGUUUUCGAAACCGAGCAAUCUGCCUAGGCAUCUUUAGCCAACAACAUGGUUGUG